UCGAUUUUCUUUUAGCCCGCUGCUCUAGAGUUCACUAUCAUGCUUUAGGAAUUUCCAUUUUUUUCAUUUUGGAAAAAAAACAAAAAAACAAAAACAAAAACAGUCUGUUACUAUUCGUUUUUAUUACUUCAUUCCCACGAUAGUGGAAAAACAAAACUUAUUCUAUAAUGUCACGUUUAGUAUACUUAGUCUUCUUGCUAGCAGUGGCAAAAGCUAGCAGGAACACUUUACAGCAAAAGACUGAAGUCGACGCAGGAAAGCCCAAGUUAGCAGUCACAAUAAAGCUACCAAGGAAUGUAACCAUUCCGGGAGUCAUAGCAUUUGGGGAUUCAAUAGUGGAUAGUGGAAACAAUAACAAUCUCCGUACAAUAUUGAAAUGUAACUUCCCUCCGUACGGUCAAGAUUUUCAGGGUAAAUUUGCUACCGGAAGAUUUACUGAUGGAAGAGUUCCAUCUGAUUUCGUGGCCGAAAGGUUAGGAAUAGCUAAAACAAUACCAGCAUACUUAGAUCCUGCGCUGAAAGGCAAGGAUCUUCUAAAGGGUAUAAAUUUUGCUUCGGGUGGUUCUGGUUACGAUCCUUUGACAGCUAAAAUAGUGAGAGUGGUAUCCUUAGAGGAUCAAUUAAAAUAUUUUCAAGAGUAUAAAGAAAAAAUAAAAGCAAUAGUUGGGGAGGAGAAAGCUAAAUUUAUGGUGGAAAACAGCCUUUAUCUCGUCGUUGCCAGCAGUAAUGAUUUAGCUCAUACCUAUAUCGCACGUUCUCAGCUAUAUAACAGCACUGAAUAUCCUGAUUAUUUGGCUGAUAUGUCUUCUAAAUUUGUGAAAAAGCUAUAUGGACUUGGAGCCCGAAGAAUUGCAAUAUUUAGUGCAGUUCCGGUUGGAUGUUUACCAUCACGCAGAACUCUUAAUGGAGUAAAGAGAAAAUGCUCGGAAAACCUAAACAAGAUGGCUCUUCAGUUCAAUGCAAAACUAUCGCCAGGAUUGGUGGCUUUACGAAAAAAGUCGCCGGGGAGUAAAAUUGUAUUUGUUGACGUAUAUGACAUUCUUCAUAACAUGAUUGAAAAUCCUAAAAAAUAUGGAUUUGAAGUGGCAAACAGAGGGUGCGGAACAGGACUAUUUGAAGUCUUAAUACUGUGCAACAAAAUCAAUCCUUUUACAUGCAAAAAUGCAUCUUCGCAUGUUUUCUGGGACAGUUACCAUCCAACUGAAAAAGCUUACCAAGUAAUUGUUGAUAAGUUGUUAGGCAUAUACAUUCCGCAACUAGUUUAACUAUAGUCAUUUUGUAAUAUACUGUACUAGAUAUCUGUCUAGCACACUGCGGAAAUAUAAGAAACAAAAAUAAUGUUUUUGAUAAUAUGUAAAAUUUUGUUUGAAACAAUAUUUUUAGCAGUUUUUUAAGAGAGUUCACACAUAUAAAGAAAAUAUGAUUUAGAACUUAAAUAGAAAAACUUAAAUAGAAAAAUUGAUGGAGUCAACUCUUUAAUCUGAAUUUGGCACAUAUCGGAAGUAGGCACAAAUUCGAUGUUGAAUUAUUUGAAAGAUGUUUACUAAGAGGUCAAUUAUUACAAUAGAAAAGAGUAAGUACUCGUAAAAGCUAUGAUCUCUCGGAAAGAACGAUAAAGCUAUGUAAACUUAGUUCUUGUGCCGACCUCAGUGAAUGUUCAUCCUGAAAAUGUUCUCGUUGGGGAAGUAUCAUGUGAUGUCAAAGUUGACCAAUACAAACCAGAUCACCGAACUUGGGCACCCUUCGGGUUUGACUCGCUUAAGUUUUUGAGUGGCUUCAAUUAUCUAAUUUAUCCUUGACUUAUCGUUUCUGAGUCAUGCAACCCAUUUUCAUUUUGUUUCUAUUGUUGGCCAUUGUACAUUGACCUCUUUGAAGAAUCAUCUUAUCGUAAUGUUAACUAUAUCAUUCAUAACUUUCCCUAAGAAAGCGUAAACGAAAGAAAAAUGUGAAAUUUCCCUCAUUUCUCCACCCUAGCGGAUCAUAGCACAUAUCAUCUCGUAGGAUAGAAAUACGAAAGUAUGUUACGUUUACAUAUUUCCAUAUUUCCAAAUGUUAAAUUGUUGUUGGAGCGAUAGUAUUAACAUAAUGCAUUUUUGUGGUAUUAUGGAUUUCACGUCUGUGUGUUC
Molecule: messenger RNA, 2126 nt
Organism: Brassica napus (rape)
Lineage: Eukaryota; Viridiplantae; Streptophyta; Magnoliopsida; Brassicales; Brassicaceae
Product: GDSL esterase/lipase At5g42170
Cellular component (GO): extracellular region
Molecular function (GO): hydrolase activity, acting on ester bonds
Source: RefSeq, a predicted model, not a curated record